Messenger RNA from Bacillus rossius redtenbacheri, 19973 nucleotides. It is a transcript of the gene Taz, whose product is annotated as tafazzin. NCBI's taxonomy places the organism in Eukaryota, Metazoa, Arthropoda, Insecta, Phasmatodea, Bacillidae. Gene Ontology annotation, cellular component: mitochondrial membrane. The record is from RefSeq and is a predicted model, not a curated record. Gene Ontology annotation, molecular function: 1-acylglycerophosphocholine O-acyltransferase activity. The transcript is spliced from 4 exons. The coding region runs from base 139 to 930 and encodes 263 amino acids. Gene Ontology annotation, biological process: cardiolipin acyl-chain remodeling; inner mitochondrial membrane organization.
AAAAAAAAAGUCAGAUGUUCCAAUAUGUCUACCACAGCCUUAAGAAAAACAUUCCUGUACCACGUAUUGCAAGCUCAGGUGCACGGAAUGCCUCGGGAAGUAAUAUGUUAGUGAAGGACAGUACUCCGUCACGCAAAGAUGGGGUACAAAUCGGAUUGGGUGUUCCCUACGUUAAAACAAACUUCAGUUUUGUGGAACAUCGCCAGCACGAUAACGUUCGCUGCCGUCGGACUUUUUAGCAAAAUUUUAAUGGAGUGGCUCAACACGACGACGGUGUACAACAAGGGGGUGAUAGACAGAGCCAUUGACGGCCGGCCGCGUCACGUGCCGCUCGUCACCAUCUCCAACCAUUACUCCUGCUUCGACGACCCGGGACUCUGGGGAACACUCAGCAUGAAGCAGCUGACCAACCAAAAGAGGAUACGCUGGUCUCUUGCUGCUCAUGACAUCUGCUUCACCAAUGUGUUCCACUCGUACUUCUUCGCCCUGGGCAAGUGCGUUCCUGUGGUGCGUGGCCGUGGCGUGUACCAGAAGGCACUGGACUUCUGCCUCGCCAAGCUCCAGGCGGGAGACUGGGUGCACAUCUUCCCGGAGGGUCGUGUCAACGAGAGCAAGGAGCUGCUGCGCUUCAAGUGGGGCGUGGGGCGGCUCAUCUACGAGUCUCCGGUGCUGCCCAUCGUGGUGCCCAUGUGGCACAUCGGCAUGGAUUCCAUCCUCCCCAACGACCCCCCCUACAUUCUGCACGUGCACAACCGCAUCACGCUCAACUACGGCCGCCCCAUCGAGCUGGCCGACCUGGUGACAAGCCUCAGGGCCACCAACGCGACCACUCGCGAGGCUCGCAAGGCCAUCACGGACCGGCUGCAGCACGAGCUCAUGAUGCUCAAGGCCGAGACAGAGAAGCUGCACGCCAUUGGUGCUCCCUCCUGACGGCUCAUCCUGUCACCAUUGUGUUUGUGAUAUCCGUUCAUUCGUUUCAUCCUGGCCCAUUAUGUCUCUGCAAUUUCUUGUACGUUCAAGAUCACCAAGAUGUGCUCGUGAGUCAGGGCUAGGCCCUAAUGUUUAUCUUAAAAGUAACAAUUCUUUGCCUGAAUGAUUUGGAACCCACUUUAAUUUUAGAUUGUUUAAUGCAUUUAGCUUGCUGUGUGCUAUUUUUAAUUUUAGCCUUUCAAUUUUUUGUAUAUGUGUAAAUCAUGUUUGUCAUAUUCUACAGGACAGUUUAACUGAGAAUAUUAUUUUAUCUUGAGACUACGAAAGCAUAAUGUGAAGUAUGUCUUGUUUAGUUUUCCUUAAGCAUCCAUAAGUUCCCUGAGAGGUAAAGGUGUAUGAUAGGUAUCCUGUACAGUUAUGAUCAAAGAGCCUUUGCCUUUUACUAAUGUAUAGUGUCUGUAAAGCCACAGCGUUUGCUUACUUAUCAAUGGUGGUGUACUUAUUCUUGGUGCUGAUCUCAACCAUUUUAUGUUUUUCAAGAUUUUGACAAAGCUGGGUGUUGUGUACAUCUUUUGUAUUUAGUUCUAAUAAUAUGUUUUAUAGGUUUAUUCAUGGUUUUAUAUUGUCAUCCUUUACCUUUUUCUGAUGUUUUGUUAUUUUCUUCUAUUGUAUUUUCUGAAAGGAAAGUUAUGCUAAUUUGAAGAGAUUGAGCUGCAACUUGUCGUACUUAACAGGUCAUUUUUUGUGUCAAUUCUUAUUUUGCUUUUGCAUGCUUCUUGUGCACUUGGUAGAACUAAGAUGUGUUGAACGUCGUCCAAAGCACGGUAGAAUAGUGAUGAAGGGCAUGCUUAACUUAUUAUUGUAUUUGUAUUAAUUUUUCCACUGCAUAAUUUUAAGAAAAAUUAUUUAAACUGAUCACCCUCCAUAUUUUGAAAAUGCUUGUUAACUAGUUCCAGACUGAACACUUCCCCUCAGCUUUUUGCAGUCAAACUAAAUCUUAUCACUUGAAAUGGUUGCAUCUGGAAGUGGUGCCAGGCAGGUCAUUGAGGGGGUUGUUGGUUAUAUCAUAUUUGGUGAUGAGCAAGUCGUUGAGGGGGUUGUAGUUCUUUAUUUUGUGCCAGGCGGGUCGUUAAGAGGUGGUUCUUUCUUGUGUGGUCCCAAACAUGUUGUUGGUCUGGUUUUUUCUUGUGUGUUGCUAGGCAGGUCAUUGAAGUGGUGGUAGUUCAUGUCUUGCCAAACAGGUCAUUGAGGAGGUGGUUCUUCCUCGUGAAGUGCUGGACAGUUUGUUGAGGGAAUGGUAAUGUGGUGGUUCUUUGUGUCAUGCUGGGCAGAUCAUUCGCGUGGUUAUUUCUUGUGUGAUCCAGAGCAGGUCGUUGAGGUGUGGUUCUUUCUUUCUCGUGUGGUGUAGGUCAGGCCGUUGAGGGUGUGAUAGUUCCUCGUGUGGUGCACACAAGUCAUUGGAGGGGUGGUUUUUUCUUGUGUGGUGUCAGGCAAGUCGUUGAGUUGUGAUUCCUUUUCGUGUGGUGUCAGGUAGUUGUUGAGGGUGUGGUAGUUUUUCAUUACUUGCCAAACAGGUCGUUGAUGUGUGGUUCUUUCUUGUGUGGUGCUGGGGAGGUUGUUCAGGGGAUGAUUCUUACUAGUGUGGUGCCGAGCAGGUUGUUAAAGGAAUGGUAUUUAUUUAUGUGAUACCGAUCAGGUCGUUUAGGGGGUGGUUCUUUCUCGUGUGGUCAAGGGCAGGUCAAUGAGGUGGUGGUUCUUGCUCGUGAAGUGACGGCAGGUCAUUUAGGUGUGGUUCUUUCUCAUGUGGUGCCAUGAAUGUCAAUGAGGGGUGGCUCUUCCUAGUGUAACUCACCUUGUGUUCUGAAAUUAAAAGACAUUAGAAUGACCAUAGAAAAACUGGGUACAAGUAUACAUCCAUGAGGACCAGCUGCUAUAAUGGAUCUAUGUAAGAGCUCGGCAAGUUGCACAGGAACGUAAGUCAGUGAAACUCCAAUCGUAGGACUGUUUAAACCCCACUGUGAACAAAAGGCCACAGUGGACAAGUUAAUCGAGACAUCCAGAAAAGGACCAAGGGGGAGGGGGUGUGAUAAAUGUCACAAGACAGAUAAUUUUCACUUACCAAGUGGGGUAGAAUACCAGACAUUAUUCCAUGGGGUUUGAGAAGUAAACACACACACUGCAAUAAAUUCCAUUAAGAUCCUAAGGCAAAUUUAAAUUCCGCAAAAAUACAUUGCUAUUGUUGGCAGGGAAGACACUCUCUAAUGCUUCGGAACUACAUCCCGGUUAUUAGGGGUUGAUCACCACAAGUUGCGCGAUCAAGAAUAUAUGGCGACUCUCCUGAUUAUUGGAAGAAUGUAUGAUUAAAUCCGGCGCUAGGGGCUUGGCACGUAAGGUAAAGGGAAACUGCCUUCAGAUUGGCCAGCAAGGCAGGCCGGGAGGGGCCUCAAAUAAAGAAUAAAAAACUAUGCUGGAGUCGCACUGUUAGCAUACCAAGCAGGGCAACCAAGGAUGGUCGAGUGGUGAGUGGUGCAAUCCUACGAGUGACAGAAUCACUAUCUCGGGAAGCUUCUCGCAACUACCGCGAGAGUGUGCACCUUGGCAUGAGUGCUAGACUAGGAAGUGGGCAAAGCGAGGGUUGCUCUCUGGGGAGCAGGAAGGGAAUUAAUUAGGAUGUAAGUUUAGAUUCAAGGUUGCUACGGUCAGGGAAAACCGGGAAAAAUCAGGGAAAUCAACAAUAUUUCUGGAAUUUACUGCACAUACUCAGAGUAUAUUUCAGUAAUAUAUUUGUAAAAAAAAUCAGUUAUUUUCAGUAAUUAACAAAUUACCUAUUACACCAUUAACGACAAAAUUGUACACAAGAAAACCACACACAAACUUAUAGCACUAGAAAUAUAAAAAAUUCAGCUAAACCAAAUAGGCCUACUUAGAGAGUUCAAUUUAACUCACCUAUUUGAGCAGAUGAAUGUAAUUUUCAACUUAGUCCUAAUAGUUUAUGUACAAUUUCAAUUUUCAUAUAUAGUAACUUCACAUCAGUUCAAAUGGCGUGCACAUGGAUGCCCUCUUUUUUCACACACGGGAUAAGGGAUAAGGCUAAGUCUGUCAAAUCAAUAUUCUUAUAAUGUUUCAACAACAUGUGUAAAAUUAUAUACAGUUAAAAUUUGAUGUCCCAAGAAUUUCACUCAAUUAUGGUGACUUUUGCAACAUUUUGUUAGUUGCUUUUUUUGCUCGAACAAGCAGUUCUGUGCUGAAUUUUUGUUCGUAACAUACUAUUCCACUAGCCAUCAUGUGAACUUUUUGUAUGAUUAACGACUCUUAACAAUUUGGACCCUAAUGUAGAACGGAAUUCUGUUUUGUUCUUCCUGACUAUGCUGAAUAUUCUUUCACAAAAGAGGAAUGCACAAAACUGCUAACAUUACUUUUGGGACAACACUGAACUUAGGCGCACCAUCAGCAGUUUUCAUAUUCAUGAUUAAAUGCCAUGAAACAUCCAUUCUGUCACUAUUGAGAAUUUUUGGAGGGAGGUUCUCUGCUUGAUACCUGGCAAACUCAAGUUCCAAAUUGGACGUUUCCUCCUCACUUAGCAAGAAACUGAAUUUCUUACGGAAAAAUUCCACAGUCAUGUGUCAUGUUAUCACGCUGAUUAACAUCUGCAACUGCUGCAUGAAUCAAGAUUUCACUGUUGAGUGGAAAUUUGUCCACAUUGUAUUUACAGGCUGACUGAAAAUAUUUCCUGACACUGUUGUAGAAUACAGUAAUAUUUUCUUCACUUAGUCCUACACUACUGUCUUUCAUGUAGGACCUAGUUUCGAAGCCAAUCACAAGACUGUCGUUUUCUUUUUGUGAUUUUCUGUUGCAAUACUCUACUGCCAAGACACUGUCAGCAGUUCUGAUGGCUUCAGGCUUAAUAAAUCUUACAUACAGUUCACUUAGCAAAGAUAGGAGUUCACCACGAAGAACAUGAAUAAGUGGGUUCUCAUUCUGCAGCAAAACAUUAACCUUUGUGAACACUGGAACAGUACUCUGAAGAAAAAGACAGUACAACUUUGUAACUGGUGAAGAAAUAGCUUUUUUAAUCCUAUCAAAUCUACUAUUGGAGGAAACAGGCUUAAUCUUGCUGACUGCAAUCUUUUUUACUGGUCGGUCAUUGGUUGAACCAUGUUUCUUGCGUUUACUUGAUUUAGCAGACUGACUGCUGGAGGAUUUGUGGCUCGCAAUUUUUUCUUUUGAAAUCAGUUUUGUAGGUUCACUCGUUUUAGAUUUAGGACACAUUCCCAAUUUAUUAGAUGAUGUAGACGUAACACUUGCAACAAACUUACUAGAACUCACUGGAGUGGGAGUGGAAACAUAUUUUGGCGUACAUUUGUUUCAAGCUGAGUCAAAAGAAGACACUGAAACAGCCAACACAAUUGUUCAGUGACAGCCAUCUAGUGCUGGUAUGUUUCAAUAUUUUAUGGGUUGCUGCAUCACAAAGAACUUGACACUGUUUCAAUUUCUGAUGAUGCAGAGCACUUUUGUCCAAAUAAUAAUACAGAUCUAUCAAUAAAUCUUCAAUAGAAACAGGUAACUCUUUAGCUGCUUUCUGUGCAGCUAUAUGUAUUUAGUAAUAAAGGCAGCAGUUCCUUUAUGGAGGCCAGUCAUAGUGGAACAUUUAUCAGUAGCAAAGCAAAUGCAGUUGCUCCAUGAAAGGCCUUUAUUAUGCAGCUCUUCAUUUAGGAGUUUGAAAAUAUUUUCCCCAGUAUUUGACUUAACACAAACUGGAAGAGCCAAAACUUCAGGAACUAUUUUCCCUAAAUAAGAUCUGUAGGCUGUAACAACUAUCGGGUACAGAGUUUCCUCACCAGCAUGAUGACUACCGUCGGUAGCGAUACUAAAAGCUGACCUCACCGUAUUUCUCACGAUUUCCUCUUGGGAAGCCUCUGCAAGUGUCUGCAUUACAGCUGUAGUCUUGGUUCGUUCGCAGGAGUAUUUUUAAUAAUUUUUGAAUCGGGACACAUUGCCUUUAAUAACGUGCCCAUGUGGUCUGCUACGGCAAGCGGUAUGUUAUGUUCCACUAAAAACAUAGAAAAAAGCACUUCCGCAUUUGUUGUAGGAUCGACGGCAUCACUCUUAAAAAAAUUAGUUACAGGCUUGUUCAAAGUUUUCAAUUUAGAAAAUUCGACAUGUUUUUUGCUAUUUACGUGACGCCGGCAAUCGUUCUUCCCGCCAUGUUGUGUGCUAAAGUUACAUUUACACAAAUCACAAAAUACACGUUCUGAUACACUUGAGGCACUUAAAGAUGUCCAUAACUGAAAAUAUAUUGGACGGUAUUUCUGACCAGCUUUUGGUUUCGAAUUCAUUGUCGAAAUUUAGAAGUUUACGCGCACAUUUUACUUUAACUUCACUCGCUUGGCUAUCAAAAACAAACAGAACAGCAGCGCUACCGCAGCGGCGCAGCAUAGCAUUCCGCGGAAGAAGCAACUCGAGAUAAAACAAACGAAGCCGGGCGCAUGCGCUUGAGGCUGCUUCAGAGGAAUGGCUGUUGUUUUCGCCACACGCCACACUUCGGGUAGAUACGUUAAACCUAUUGUACAUCUUUGGGCAAAUGCUUGUUGGCUGACAGCAGUUGCCACUAACGGAAUGUUGUUAAAUCUAUGGCAAGUUGUGACGUCACGCAACUUGAACAAUAACAAGCACAGAUACGUAAACACUAAUGCUGAAAGUAAGAUUUGUGAUUUUGAAAAUAACAAAUUCCGUAGUUUUACAGGAGCAAUCGUAAUGCCGUAAUAAAGAACUAUUAUUCGUAUAAAUUAUGGAAAAUUCGUAGUACUUGGCACCUCUGCAUACUAUGCACAAAAAAACUUUUUGCAACGCUGUUAAAAUAUAAAAUAUUCAAGUUAUUUAAGAAAACGUGUUUGUUUCUCCUGUAAUUUUUUAUUUUGUCACGACAGACAAGACUGCAUUUAAAAAUGCACAAUUAGCCCAGUUAAAUAAGACCCUGACGUGGAAAAAAUUGUUGGAAAGCUGAAAAUCAUCUUAAAACCUUUGGUUGGCAUCCAAAUAGAGUAUCCUGAGUUUUCACCCUCACAGGUGGUGAGCUUAAGGAGGGGGGUGGAAAAAACUGUGAAAUUAUCGGACUUUUUGUGUUUUUCACACGUAACUCGAAAACGAUGCAUCUUAGGUUAAACUUAGCAGUAAGCAUAAUUAAAGUGUGUAUUAUUAUGCGUCGAAUAAGACCAUAAACGUCCAAAUCAGUUUAGUGGUUUCGCCGCAAUUGACAUUUUAAUAUUAGAAAUGUUUUCUAUAUUUGUAAAUAUUUUAAUUUUUCGCCUGGUUACCGUCAGAUAUGAUCUAAACCACCACUCAUAUCAACAAAAACCACAAAAUAAAGUUGUAGAGCAUUAAAGUCUAAGUUGAAUAGACACUUAAUUGCAAAAAUCAGCUUGAUUCUUUGCGAGAUAUGUCCGAUAAUCUGAAAUCCCAGUUAUCAUGAAAAUGUUGUGCCAACCACUCACCCCACCUCACCCCACCCUACUAUUUUAUAUAUAUAUAUAUAUAUAUAUAUAUAUAUAUAUAUAUAUAUAUAUAUGUGUGUGUGUGUGUGUUAGGGAUGUGCGAAAGUGACUUUUUCCACACGAAAUGAAAGUGAAAGAAAAUUUAUCAAGUUUCGCGAAAGUGAAACGAAAAUGAAUUUUUCUAUGAGAUAAAUAUAUUCUUAACGAAAGUUAAGCGAAAUUUUUUAAUUAACAAAGAAAAAAGUGCCCCAAAAUUUGCUCUUCAGUAAUAAAUUCUAUUACAUAAAUCAUUUUGGUACCUUUUGAUAUAUAUAUAUAUAUAAAUAUUAUUAUUUAAUAUAAUCAACAUCCGCCCUAGACCACACAACACAGCCCCAUGUCACUCGUAAAUUUCAAGAAUCAAUCCAGAUCUUUCAGCGCACAGACUAUUUCCUUUACAGUCGUAAUGUCGCAGUCUAUGAUAAUAUAUUUAUCAUGUGCAUGGUACUGAUGAAAAAAUAUGUGAAUACUGCAGAACGGCCGCCAUCUUGCACCACUGUCACACAUGGCUAGCUCAGGAAGCUGUAGACCAGGCAAGGGACAUGGUCAAAACAAAACAUAACAAAUGGUUGCUGCCAAGUGGUCAUUACACGCAGUGACUUGUUGACCUUUUUGUCUAAUUGGCUGUAUAUUAUGAGGAUUUUAUAUGCCAGUCAGAGUAUGUAAAAUUUAAAUAAAGCAGACGACAAUGUUUUUGUUUGGCUGUGCGCGAAUAAAAGUAGGUACGUUCUUUGUUUAUGUCUAUACAGUAAAUACUAAAUACUGUACUAACAGUUCUGGAAUGUAUGUUUUACGAAUAUAGUACCUACAUUACUGUUUGAAAGCAAAUGAAUCAGGUAAUUUUUCAAAUAUUGCAUGAUUUUGUUUUGAUACCUAGGCCUACUGUAAUCACGGUUGAAUUUUGUUUACUUUAUCUGCCAUGUUUGUUCAAAUUAUGAUUUUACCGUAUUUUCAUUAAUGUGAGUUUUUUUCAUCACCACGUAAAUUAAUCUUGAUGGAAAUCUUUUUUCUAAUUAAUGUCUUUAUAUGAUUUGCAUAUGUUAUUACAUUAUUAGUAAUAACAAGCAAAUCAUAUAAAGACAUUACAGUAGAAUCUCAGUGCUAAGUACUUACAGGUACCUCAAGUUUUUGUACUUAGUACUGAAACAUGCAUACAUAUCUUUACAAAGAGAAAAAAAAUAUAUAAAAAAUUGCUACAGGAGAGCCGCAAUGCCAUAUGUAUUAGCAACUGCGACUUGCUUUUUUCCCCUUGUCUAGUUCUCUGAGUAUAUCCACUUUUUCCUUAAGCGUGAAUUGCUUUCGUUUCUUUUUAUCUCCAGGUUCAUUCAUAUUGUAGCACAAAUACAAUGCGGUGUCUAAAUAACGUAACCUGAAAAUAAACUCAACAAUAACAUUAAACAAUCCCGGCACAGACAUCAAACAGUAUUUUUAGCGUAGCGUAACAAUUUUGUCUAAAUAAUUAAUACUUCUCUCAAACUUCCGUCUUUCGAUGUAUCGAAUGGUGUUGUGUUGCUCACGUCGCAUACUACGUACGGUAUAAUCUAUGGUUGUGCGCGCAACUGUUUGUUAACUUUGUUUUGAGAAUUUAGAGGUUAGAAAAUACGUUGCGGUGGUAUUUGUGUAUCUUUGUUCUACUACAUUAAUCAUUUAGCUGGAAAUUUAUUUACCAGUUUAAGUAAAUUUUGGUGUAGUAAUGCCACGCUACUAGUAGAAUUUUUACGUUAUAGUGAAAAUAUGAUACUUUAAACUGAAACCGUUUUGCAUGGCGAAGAUACGAUUUUUGGCAGGAACUUAAAAAAAAUUCGUUAAGUGAAAUAUACUUUAUAAUAAGGUACGUUAUUGUACCGGUAUUCUACUGUACAUUUUUAUUAAAUUACGAGUUCUUUUUCAACUAGAACAAACGGAACUUCGGUAAGCUAUUGAACUUUCGUUUGGCUCGAAAUAUUUCGCUAAAAACGAACUUCGACAGAUGAAAUUCUUACCGAAAUCGAAAAUGAAAGUAGCAAAAUUUCGAUUUCGGUAUCGGUAUACCGAACAUUCGCACAACCCUAAUAUGUGUGUGUGUGUGUGUGUGUGUACCUAAAAAAUGUGUUUUAUGAAUGAGGCUUGUUAUGGUUGACACAAAAAAGUAACUAUACUAAAUUCCCAAUUAUCCGUGUUAAUUGGGACCCACAAAUGCCCGGAUAAUUUAAAUCCAGUAAAAAACCCGGAUAAUUCGAUUCACGGUAAGGGCUCUGCCAUAUAUGAGGGCCGCACCAUAAAUUUGUCUCCAGUAGAAUUCUGAGCACAAUAUAAGUCUUUAUGAACUGUGUCACAGUUUAGUGGAACGUAAACACUAUGGCUCUGUGUCGCCAUGCGGUCUUACUCCGUCUGCUGUAGAGGCGGCAUUCACCGACUCUUCUUCCUUCCCUCCUUUUUUUAUUUAUUGUUUCUACCCUUCGCAGCAAGUAAUUCUUCCUCCCCCCCCCCCCCCAGUUUCUCCCCCACCCUCCCCCUUAUGCUCCACCUCUUUCUCGUGUGUCCAUUCGUCCAGCCGAAUGCCAGCCAGAUACAUCACUCAUCCGGCACCAGCUGGGCAGAUUGUCAGCUGGCGACACCGGGGAAACGAGAGACGGGAAGCAGCAGUCAGGUCAUUUCCCUCGGGUCUUAAUAGGUUGACUGCUGAGGGGGUGGGAGAUUAGAAGGGUCGGACCAGCUAUUUUACGCGGUAGUAGGGUGGUUUAAAAUAUAGACAGGCCAAGCAUAAAAAUGUGCCACCCUCGCCCCUUGGCGGAAGAGGAAAUGUCUUCUUAGGCGUCCAAAUAGCCCUCCAUCCCUUCCCCCCUUCACAACCCGCCCCACUUCACAUUAUUAGUCUUCACAGUAAGAAGAUCUGACAAAUUUUGGUCUGGCCUAUGGUCAGAUAUGGCCAUAGAACAGACCUUGAUGAAAUCUAUGAAAACGGAAGGAGGUGUAAGUCGCGGAAGAGGUGUAACGGACAGUGUUCUAAUGAAGUGGGUAUCGUCCAUGCCUGCAAUCUUGGAGAUAUGUCUACAGUUAGAAAAAUUUUGUGGGGUCACUUUCAGUACAGUAGAGCAACACGUGGAUGCCAGGCCAUCAAGGAUCACUAGAGAUGAGCUGGAUGUGUUGAAAUUUACUGAGUGGUUAUCAACACACGACCCUUUGCCGGAAGGAGAAUGCAUUAUGUCAAUAGGCACCGGAGUGGUGGGGGACGAUACGAUAAACUGUCACGAGGCAUACGAAAUUGGGCUGAAGGUCAUUAGACAAAUAAUUGGCAGCAAUUUCAAAGAUGUGAAAUUUCAAAGGAAAAUGCGAGUGACUCCAUUGAAAAGUUUCAACUCCAAAGUCACGAUCCAUGAACAAGAAGUGCCAGUCAAUCCUGACACAAUCUUCAGGAGGAUAUCUCUUUUCAUAAAGUUCAAUUCCGAUCUCAAAACAUACUUUGAAUUCGAAUUGGCACCCUACCCCCUUUCCAUAUUUGAUGAAUCAGGCAUGAGGAAAAUUCUAAAAUUCAUGUUAUAUGACUUAUAAAGCCCCUUGAGAGAUGAAGAUGAGGAAAAUCAUGAUUUGUAUGACCCAGUCUAUGUCAUUGAUGGAGGUUUUCUUUUGCACAGAGUUUCGGUAUCCGGUGCUCAGUCACGUUCGUCCGUCGUAGCCGGUCUGCCGCCGCAAAUACCUGUGCCUGGGAGGCGAGGACAUUGUUGAUGACGUCGACGUACUCCUUUGGGACACCGUGCUGAAGAUCCUCUAGGCGGAUGACUGACUGAGGGGGACUGGGGGGAACCUGGUGCAUGCCGUACACCGUCCAGUGCCCCCGGGUGCCGAAGUGCAUCCGGCCAGCUCGUACUUCCACGGUGGCGUCGACCUCGUACAGCCACGGGACCCCCAGGAUCAGCCCCUCGCGGAGCUCGGGGACCACCCAGGCCUCGAUGUGGCUAACGUGACCAACGAUGCUCAAUGUUACCUGAGUGAUGCCCCCUGCUGCGACGACGGCGUCCCUGGUGGCCAGCUGCACCAGCUCCCUCCGUGGCGUCACUGCCUCCGCUCUCACCAGGUGGGCCGCGAUGUAGGUACGGCUGGCGGCGGUGUCCACCAGGGCCAGCAUCUCCCGUCCGUUAGCGUGGACGGGAAUUCGCAGCAGCUCCUGCUCCUCGGGGCCGACCUGCCCCAGCUGUGCAGUCGUCUGUCCCCCACCGCCCCCGGCCUCCUGGCCGUCCGGGCGUGGGGAACUCGCGGCGAGGUCCGCGGCUUGCUCUGGCGCUGACGUGUUGACGUUCCGGUGGCCCACCUUGUCACUGACAGGUCGACGAGUCGACUGGUCCGGCCCCGGAAAAACCUCCGUCGGGGCCGCUGUGGUCCUGGCGGGAUCCAGUUGUCCCUGCACGGGAACUGCUGGCGGGAUGCCUGUGUUGAUGCUCCGGUUGCCCACCUCGCCGACGGCAUGUCGACGAGGCGGCUGGUCCAGCUCUGGUAUAACCGGCUUCGGGGCCGCGGUGGUUGUGACGGCAUUCGGCUGUCCCUGAGGUUGUCCUGGCGCGGGGACAGCUGACGAGGAGCAGGUCUGUUGCCCCUCGCUCCCUGGCGGCGUACGCGAUGUUGGUGUGGUAGGCGCCGGCGGUGGUCUACGAGUCCUGUCGGUUACUGGGUCUGCCGGUGGCUGGCGGGCCGGGGAGCGGCACCCAGUUGUCCCUCCGUCCCCGGUCCUGCGUUUCCCGCCUGCGACGUGUUGCCUUCGCGCGCCUCCUCCCACGCGGCUCUGGUGGGGCACAGGCAUAGCCAAUGGUACGCCUCCGGGCAAAACCGGCAUCGCGGCGGACGCUCGUCCCUCUCUCGCGUAGCUGUCCGCUCGUGACGUCCUCCUCCUGCUGCAGCUGUCUCCGGACGUUCCCUGGGGCCACCACGGUCUGUUGUCUUGUGCGGUCCUGCGCCGUCGGCGUAGCUCACCACGGCCAUGUCACUGUCCGUGACCUCUGUGACGGUUACCCCCCGCGGCCCCGAGCGGGCACGGGGAGCUCUCGCGCCCCUGAGUGCCGUCCUCCACUGCGACAUGUCACGUUCGAUCACGCGGGCGAGGGCCACGAACUCCUCCGUGUCAUGACCAGCGGCCGUUCUCAUGAAGGGGCGGAACUCUGGUAGCAAUUGUUCGACAAUGGUUGGCAACGCCGCACUCACGUCCCCACUCGUCCCCAAUCGGCGGAACAUGCGUAGCUUCUCGUAAAUGAACUGCUCCGCACUCUCGUCCUCCUCCUGGUUUCGGCAAUAAAAUGUCCGCAAACACAUUGCACGCGCCUGAUCGUUAUCAAACCUAGUCUCGACUUGGCGUACAAAAUGUCCCCACUCGGUAUCAAAACUCCCGGCCAUUGACCACCAGUUUCUUGCCUCGCCGCGGAGCUGUCCCGCCACUCGCGACGCCCACUCUGCCCGUCGCACUUCGUAUAGUUUUAGGAGGUGUUCGCACUCCCGCAAAAACUCCCGCGGGUCCUCGUUGUCUCUCCCCACAAACACUGGCAACUCGAACUGCGUGUUCACGUACCGCACUACCGGCCCCUCCACGUCCGCGGGCCUGUCCCUCUGUCCCCGUUCACAGUCCUUGUCCAUGCUGUCCGUGCCGUUCGCGCACUCGGCCGCGCCGCCGGACCCGCACACUACGUUUUUCACGUCCAUUUUCGCGGAGUCUCCUUCCUCAUGCAUGUCUGUUUCGAAACUUAUUAGAUCGUCUCUCUCUUGUUCCACCUGCUUCCACGCCAUCCUGUCCUCCGGUGCUACUGAUCCGGGAUGGUGAUCACAAUCUGUCCCAGUAAUACAAUCCGAUCCUACCCGGCGCGUUAUCUUCAGUCGGAGAUACCGCUGCGCCGCCGUCUUGUAUUUCUGUCGCCCCCGCGACGCGCUAUCUCGCCGAAACGUCUCGUGUUCGCGCCGUUCCCGCGCCGCGUUAUCUCUCCGAAACGUCUCGUGUUCGCGCCGUUCCCGCGCCGCGUUAUCUUACGCCGAACGUCUCCGGUUCGCGACGUUCCCGCGCUGCGUUAUCUCCCGCCGGCGCGCCGGCGCGACGUCUCGAGUUCGCGCCGCUCCCACGCCGCGCGGCUACACCUGCUUCCGUCCUGCCCUGCACCUGCGCGCUUGCGUGCGCUUGCGUGCGCUUGCGUAUGCUUACAGCCACACUAGUUGGGCGCCAAAUGACGUCUGUCGGCUUUAGGCCCCUGAUUUACCGCUCAUGUAAUUGUCCUGUUAUGCCCGUACUGCUCUCGUCGGAGAGUUGUGGGUCCAGGCCGACGUGGCCGGGACCGGGAAAUGCGGGACCUGGAGGGAGAGUGAGGUGGAGAGGAAUGUUGGUAGGCUGUCGCAAGGAGAACACGGCAUUGACGAUUUCACGAGCCUAUUUUUAUUAACGUCUUAAAGCCUGCCCGCAGCCUGGCGGAACCGUCGCGGAACAAGCGCCCUACCCGCGGCGACCCGGACUCCCUGAAGACCGUACUGUUCGCGAAUACGUUUCAACACGAAUCGAAAAGUUCUCAAUGCAAAACUGACCCCGUUAGAGAUGACACGGUGACGAAGCGCUGUACGUACGCGGCCCGUUACGUAAUGUCCCUUAAGGCGGCGAAGGUUCAGAAACCUGUAAUAACACGUUCGCGCUCCAGAAACUCUCAGCUGGACACGUCUCCCGAAAAACUCGUAAAUCAAGCACGUUGAUGGUUCGCGGAGGCAGCUCAGCUGCCGCGGCAAUCUGUGAACUGAAUGAACGACUAGCCACGAGCGCAAGGUACGCGCCUCGCGGAGCGGCGUACACGUCUGUCUCCGCUCGAGACCAGGACACGACUGACUCUCCCCGCCCGCCCGCGGGCCGCGGGGAGGGGAGGGGAAAUCGGCCGGCGUGGGAGAGGUCCCGUCCCGCGGCGCGCCAGGCUGUGGUUACAUAUUAACACGGCGAAACCCUUCAGAAAAGUUACAGAAUUAUUUAUACAACUUAAACGAGACAUUAAUUAAACAGCGAAUUUACACAAGAAUUAAUAAAUAAAUUAAGUUAUUUACAUACUUUUAAGACCCGUGAUCGUUUGCAAAUAUAUACACACAGAGUUCAGUUACACAGAGAAAAACCUCACUGGCAUGCUAGGGCGCACGCGGGUGCGUCCCUGGCCGUCGCACUUCAUCGAUGUAGCACUGGGGAAACACACUACCUCAGGCCCCCGUCGGUGGCCAGGUACGACCUCUGAACCCGGGAGGCACGACGACUGUCGUCACAACAUUAACCUGGCUUCCUUGCCCCCCCCCCCCCCCCCCCCCCACAAAGGCAGCAGCUCGAGAGCAUAGCUUUAGGGCCUACCAUCAGGUCCAAAAGUGGCUCGGUGUCAAUAAAGAUGCACUCAACUGGGGAUGGAAAAACAGCAAAGUUGGAUUGGUCCCCAUCACUACUGAGAAAGAGGCAGCCCCACUGAAUGUACUCAAGACAAUAUACUGUCAAUGUGAAAAAGGAUGCAAGGGAUCCGGUUGUAGCUGCCGUUAAAUGGGUCUUAACUGCUCCUACAUUUGUGUAGCUUGCAAGGGGCAGUCAUGUGCUAACGCAACAAAUGUAGACACAGCUAAAGCCACUGACUCAGAGCACGAUUCUGCAGCUGAUGUAUUGUCAGGUAAGUCUAUUGCCCAUUUAAUGCUCCUGGUAAUAUUGUUUUAGUUUGUACAGUUAUUUCCACCACAAUAGGUAUCAAUAUUGUUCACUUAUUCAAAUUACCAUUCAUUUACUGUUACUGAUAUAUCAUUAUACUUCUUAUUCAGAUGCUGAAAUCAUGGACCCCAACCAAAUGAAUGACGGUGACGAAACAAGCGACAUUGAACACAGACCUAUCCUGUGCCUGCACUCAACAGUAGCCAUCUUCUUCCAGGCUAGUCGAUCCCCAGAUAUCCACAUCUCACGAUCAAAACCAUCGACAUCUAAACGUAGAACAUUAUCUUCGCUUACAUAUUUCUUCGCAACUGUAAAUAUAGUUAUUUAUUUUUUUGGUCAAUCACAAGCCUCAUUCAUUCCUUUCUAUAACCCGUUUGGCAGUAUGUAUAGGAUUAGGGAGGGGGGGGGGAUGCACAACAACUUCAUAACUGGGAUUUCAGAUUAUCGAGCAUAUCUCAUGUUGAACUAAACGGAUUUUCGCAAUUAAGGUAUCUUUUCAACUUAGAAUGUAAUGCUCUACAACCUUUUUACUGUGGGUUUUGUUGAUCUGAGUAGUGGUUUAGAUAAUAUCUGACUGUAAACAGGCGAGAAAUUAAAAUAUUUACAAAUAUAGAAAACAUUUCUAAUAUUAAAAUGUCGAUUGCGGCCAAACAACUGAACCGAUUUUGACGUUUGUGGUCUUAUUCGACGCAUAAUAAUAUACACUUUAAUUAUGCUUACUGCUAAGUUUAGCCUAAGAUGCAUCGUUUUCGAGUUACGUGUGAAAAACACAAAAAAGUCCGAUAAUUUCACAGUUUUUUCCACCUCCCUCCUUAAGCUCACCAACUGUGAGGGCGAAAACUCAGGAUACUCUAUUUGGAUGCCAACUAAAGGGUUUAAGAUAAUUUCCAGCUUUCCAACAAUUUUUUCCACGUCAGGGGUUUCUAGGGUCUAAUUUCACUGGGCUAAAUAGACUUUAUAGCGUGUCCCGUGAUUUCAACUAAUCGAUAGGGCCUGAUCGUGGAAUAGCAUGAGGCAGUGAUGUACUUUGCGACCGAUUCUUUGGCGAUUUCGAUUAAUCGAUGUGGGCAAAUGAAAGUAAAAUUCUUAUAACGUUCAUGGCGUGCAGUGGUUAUUUCAUUAUUUAAUAGCAUUGGUAAGUGAAAAAACUACUGUUUGUAUUUUUUUCGUAGAUCGUGCCUAUUUUUCUUGAAGAUUAACAUAGAAUUUGAUUUGGGGGUUAAUGAAGUUAAAUAAAAAGUAGCGUAAAACAUUUGUCUUCCUGGUGGACCUGGCUUUUAGGUUAUUGAAUACAAAAACUAAUGUGUUCAGAUUAUUGUUUGCUUAGUCCGUGUUCCAAUAUGUAGCCGUUUCAACAUUUUAAGUGGGUCUACGAUUGAAAAAAAAAAAUUAGAAUUAUAAACUUAAUCUCUACGCCUACGAGUACACGGUUAAGUAUUAUCCCGUUUAUGAUUGAAUUAGUGGUCAUUAAUUCCAGCCAAUAAAAUCGGGCGAGAAUGGGCCAUGUUAUUUAAGCUGAAUUUUAGAAUUUUUAGGUAUUGUUUGCAUUUUGAAGUGUGUUUUCGGUUUGGGAUCGUUGCUGACUGAUAUUUCGUUGAAUGUAAAUUUUUUAUUCAUGAUGAAAUUGGUUAUGUACCUACUCCAAAUACCGGACACAUGGCUAUGAUUGAAAUAAAAAAUUGCAGCAUUUCAAAUCGUAACCUCAAAUUCAUACAUAAAUCAGAAUCUAAUACAUAUACAGUCAAACCUCUCUGAAACGACCCCUCACGGUUCCCAGGAAUAGGGUCGGAAUAGAGGGGGGGUCGUAAUAGAUGUUUUCCGAAAUUUUCAGUUGAUUUCAACCCCCCCCCCCCCCCCCCAACCCCUUUUCCCAAACCGCUACUCGCUAAGAAACCAGCCAUACAAUGGCAGGAUGCUGUCACUCACAAUGCUAGACGGCUGUGCUUUAAACCUUCAUGACAAGUCCGUCGCCCUACAGGCCACCUCUAAAGAAAAUAUGUCAAUAGACAGUUUAUUUUUACUGGUUAGAUUACAUGUACGAUUUCUUGCUUGCCGUAGUUAAAUACACUAGAACCCCGAUGUCACGAACCCCGGAUUUAACGAAGCAGUGAUUUUACGAAUACAUUCUCGAGAACCGUCAAAAAAUUGGACAUUUUGACCAAAAUGUGAAAAUCAGAAGAAAAAAAAUUUAAAACAAAACAAAAUGAAAGAUUAUUAAAAUCUGUUAACUUUAACACACAGCGUAUUUUUUGUGUCGGCUUUAAUAUUUCCAAUAAUGUUCAUGUGAGAAUAACAAAAAAAUAAUGGGACAUUUCCUUUAAAAAUACGGCAGCAGUAGCUUGUGCAACGUAAGUGGGAGCGCGGGAAUAUCGUCUAGACAGGCUGGCGGCAGCACAGGCGGCGGAUGCAUGACGUCAUACGGCUUACCUCUCCUUCCCUUGUCUAGACUUCAAGGUUCAUCCCUCCCAGGCAUACAAACCAUCGUGUCUCUCUCCCCCUCCUACUUCAACGUCCUUUGGCAUGUGAAACUGUCAACAUCCUUCCUCACCUUCACCAAACUGUGUGCGACUAAAGCCAGGUUUGUAUAGUCCAGUUCUGGUAAAAUGAAAAAUUUUUAAGGGCCCCCGCGACAGCCAUUUACCGUUAAUUGUUUUGAUACAAAUUGUUUGUUAGUUACACAACAUUAUUUCUGAAGGAAAAUCACUGAAACUUCAAAAUUUAUUUAAUGGAAAAAUUUAGCAGGGCCGUAAAAGUAUUCAUUUUUGCCGCAAAUGAACUAUACUCGCCCUUCCUGCCGGACAACAUUCUCGGCGCGUGACGCAUGGCAACUACAGUCGUGUGCCGCGCACAGCCACGAAAAACCUACGCAAUUUCCAAACUAUACUAUAUAUCCGACUGGAGUCUGUUUACGAAAAGCAUUUAAGAAUUUGUUAAUGGUUCUUUUGAGAUAAAAUGGCUAAAAGACAUGUUUUCGAAGUUUUAGGUGUAAAAAACCCGUUACAAAUUUCUUGAAAGUAUCAUAGGGAAAUGCAUUACACCUUUAUCUUUAUUUUUCCGCCAUAUAAUGUUAUGGUCACCGCUCAAAUUUCACUGUUAUCUGACGGGAACGAGAUGACUGCGCGCCAGUUCAGAAGCCUUGCACUUAGAGGUUUUACCGCGCUAGAACUACCAUUGAGCGUCGAUCUUAUCAUCCCGCUUCACUAACACACACGCUGACCAGACGGCGCCCUAAAGCUGAUUAGAGGAAGCAUGUAGAAAUGCAAGGCAGGAAAUUUUUCCAGCUUAUCAACCAGGACCCGGGCAAGUCUUGACUAUUAAGCUUUUCACAUUAAAAUAUAAGAGACUUGUAUUGUGUAAUUUCGGUGUUAUUUAGCGGUUUUUCUUAAAAAUCGCUUUUUUCGCAUUUUCCAUAUAAAUUCGCGGAAAAUUUCGCGAUUUCGCGAUUCACCAUAUAAUCGUGGCCCUAGUUAUUGCUCGCGCGAGAGGAGAACGUGGAAUGUUAGAAGAAAGAUAAAUGCGGGGUAGACAGACGGCAGCCAGUGUGUUUCCUGCGCGGGGAAUAAGUGGCGUAGCCUUUUUUUUUAUGCUGGGUGAAGCGACCUUUUUCUAUCAACCCACGGGAAAAAUUAAUUGCUUGAGCUGUCAAAAUAAACAUCGCUGCGGCAGUUAAAACAAGUCGAGGCGGGCGUGCAUCCAGUCGGUCGCUGUGUAUUGUCAACCGAUAGUAAUCAAAAUCAAGAGAAAUCCAGCAGGUAGCUUUGCCUUAACUGCGUACCACACUAGACACUCGCAAUAAGCUAAACGUAAACACGUUGCCACAAAAACCUUUAUCUGCACCCUGCCGACAAAGGGACGUGGAAUGGGGGUUGUUAAGCGCUGACAGCGGUCGACAGGAAGCACUCGGCAAGAGAAACGCAGCAACACGUUACUCACCACAAGAAACUUAUUUUCUGUCUGUUUAUCUUCGGAUUUUCGGCAAUUUUUUCACGGUUCCUCGAAAUCGGGUUGUAAUAGAGAGGUGGUCGCAAUAAAUGGGGUCGCAACAAAAAGGUUUUACUGUAUUUAACUUUAAUAUAUAAAUACUAGUUAAUGUAAUCCUAAUAUAUAUUUCAGACCACCAUGAAAAGUAUUUACAAGUAAACAUAUAUAUUCAUGGAUUGUAAAUUCAUGGAUUGUAGAACAGCAAAAUUUAACCAGAAGCAAUCAGAAUAAUCCAUUUCUGAAAUAUUAAAACAAUGUACAUAAUUAUUCCAAUCAGAGCUUUAUUUUAAUGGUUCGUGCAAUUUUCUUCUCUGUUUCUUAUAAUUUCUUGGCAUGGUGCUAAUAUUUCUGUAUUUCGUACUUCUUUUGUACUAAAUCAUAACCUGUUUUCCCAAUGAAACAUUUUGUGCCAACAACACACAGUGUUCCCUGGUUGGUUGCUACUCAUAACUCUUAAAGAUAAAAAUAUAUGUAUAACCAUUAUUGUCCCGUCGUAACUCCUACACGACAUUCAUGAACCAUUCGACUAGUAGCCUACACAUAGUCAUACCUAUGUUAAGUAAAAGACCAAUUUUAAUUUUUAAUCUUCAACCCACCUUUAUCAAUUAGCUUUUUGUGUUUUGUUGACUUUCAGUUGGAACACCUUGACUUCAAUUUGUCUCUAGGUGUUCCAUUGCAGUGCUUUCUGUUUCUGGUUACCCUUGUUUGCGUUGUGAUACACCAUUAGGUUAGUAUGGAAAGUGGAAAACUACAACAAAUGUGAGAACCAGAUAUGUAAAUGUUUGUAACAAAGCGUGCAAUAAUUUUUAAUUAAUAUGUGCUGAAAAAAUUUGUAUAAUUAUAUGCUACAAAUAAAAUGUGUCAUGGGUCAA